CCGCCCCGGCGCGGCCCUCGCAGAACAUCGCGGUGCAGACCGACUUCAGGACGGCCGAUGCGGACGUCAACACGGACCAGGACAUCGAGCGCAGCCUGGACAAAAUGAUGUCUGAGAGGGCUCUGCUGAAGGAGCGUUACCAGGAGGUGCUGGACAAGCAGAGGCAAGUGGAGAACCAGCUGCAGGUGCAGCUGAAGCAGCUGCAGCAGCGGAGGGAAGAGGAGAUGAAGAACCACCAGGAGAUUCUGAAAGCCAUUCAGGAUGUGACCAUCAAGCGCGAAGAGACAAAGAAGAAGAUGGAGAAAGAGAAGAAGGAAUUCCUGCAGAAGGAGCARGAUCUGAAGGCGGAGAUUGAGAAACUCUGUGAGAAAGGCAGAAGGUUGCUGAAAGAACAGGAGGAAAAGGAAAACAAGAUUGCUUCCCUGAUCGCAGAGCAGUCUGAUGAGAAGCAGCUGUGGGAGAUGGAGCUAGACAAGCUGAAGAACCAGCACAACGAAAUCAACAGGAACAUUCUCGAGGAGACAGAGCGGGCCUGGAAAGCAGAGAUCCUGUCCCUGGAGAGCCGAAAGGAGCUGCUCGUGCUGAAGCUAGAGGAAGCGGAAAAAGAAGCAGAGCUGCACCUCACUUACCUCAAGUCUGCGCCCCCGACGCUGGAGACCAUGCGGCCCAAGCAGGAGUGGGAGAUGAGGCUCAACAGGAUACGCAUGACCAAGGAAAGCGUGCGAGAUCAGUUCAAUGACCACAUUCAGAUGGUGAGAAACGGAACCAAGCUGAGCAGCCUUCCGCAGAUCCCAACGCCGACCCUGCCGCCUCCGCCCUCGGAAACAGAUUUCAUGCUGACGGCAUUCCAGCCCAACCCCUCCCUUUCUCCCAGGCUGCCCUUCCCCAUCGGACCGGUUCCCGUGCCCAUGGUCAUGCCAAGCGCUGACCCCCGGGCACUCUCCUUCCCGCUUCUGAACCCUGCCAUCUCCAGAGCUAACCAGCCCUCCCCGCCGCUGCCUGCUUCCCAAGGCAGGAGCAGCCCGGUCGUGGCGUCGCUUAUUGGCACGCACAGUCCCCACAUGGCGCCGGCUGCCUCCAUCCCUCCUCCGCCAGGUCUGGGAGGAGUUAAGGUCACUCCAGAGUUUCACGUGCCCCAGCCGGCUGAUAAGCUGGAAAAGCUGCUGGAGAAGCUGUUGACUCGGUUCCCGCAGUGCACCAAGGCCCAGCUCACCAACAUCCUGCAGCAGAUCAAGACCGCGCGGAGGACCAUGGCCGGGCUCACCAUGGAGGAGCUGAACCAGCUGGUGGCGGCGAAGCUGGCGGAGCAGCACGAGCGGGCCGCGGCCGGGGCUCAGCCGCUGAGCCGCAUCCGCGCGCCCCUCUUCUCCGCGCCGCUGCCGCAGAUCAGCACGCCCAUGUUCCUGCCUCCCGGCCAGGUGGCGUAUCCCGGAGCGGCGGCGGCACACAGCCCGGCGGCCUGCAAGCUGUGCCUCAUGUGCCAGAAGCUGGUGCAGCCCGGGGAGCUGCACCCCAUGGCCUGCGCGCACGUGCUGCACAAGGAGUGCAUCAAGUUCUGGGCACAGACCAACACAAACGACACUUGCCCCUUCUGCCCAAGCCUCAAAUGACGGCUGCCUGAACAAAGCGUCCCCCGCAGGAGUUGCUGUGAAUAGAGCGGAUCAGUUCUAAGAUUUCUACAGUUCUAUAUUUAUACGACCAUGUAUACACAUG
This is a messenger RNA of Nothoprocta perdicaria, 1713 nucleotides long. It is a transcript of the gene RNF214, whose product is annotated as ring finger protein 214. Bases 105 to 1610 code for a protein of 501 amino acids. The transcript has 14 exons. Lineage: Eukaryota; Metazoa; Chordata; Aves; Tinamiformes; Tinamidae. The record is from RefSeq and is a predicted model, not a curated record. Gene Ontology annotation, molecular function: ubiquitin-protein transferase activity.